Molecule: messenger RNA, 993 nt
Organism: Penicillium egyptiacum
Lineage: Eukaryota; Fungi; Ascomycota; Eurotiomycetes; Eurotiales; Aspergillaceae
Source: the annotation of a GenBank genome assembly
AUGUCUCCUCCCGCUGCCAUGUUUGAGUCUGCUACUGUUGCCCCUACCGGCAUCAAGGGCAAGGUCAUCGUCCCCGAGUCGGUGACUACUACCCUAACCGGCCAGGGCCAGUCAAACCUCCUUGAACAGUUCGGCAACAAAUGGGAUGAGUUCAAGUUCGCCCCUAUCCGCGAGAGCCAAGUCUCGCGCGCCAUGACCCGACGCUACUUCCAGGAUCUGGACAACUACGCCGAGAGCGACGUUGUCAUCGUCGGCGCUGGUUCCUGUGGUCUGAGCACUGCCUACGUGCUCGCAAAGGCCCGUCCAGACCUGAAGAUUGCCAUCGUGGAGGCCUCUGUGUCGCCCGGUGGCGGUGCCUGGCUAGGUGGUCAGCUAUUCAGCGCCAUGGUCCUCCGGCGCCCCGCAGACGCCUUCCUGACCGAGCUCGGCGUGCCCUUCGAAGAAGAGCCCACGAACCCCAACUUCGUGGUCGUCAAGCACGCCUCGCUGUUCACGUCGACUCUCCUGUCAAAGGUUCUCACCUUCCCGAACGUCAAGCUCUUCAACGCAACCUGCGUCGAAGACCUGAUCACCCGUCCAGAUGGCAACGAUGUCCGUCUCGCCGGUGUCGUCGUCAACUGGACCCUUGUCACCCUCCACCACGACGACCACUCCUGCAUGGACCCCAACACCAUCAACGCCCCAGUGAUCGUCAGCACUACUGGCCACGACGGGCCAUUCGGCGCUUUCUGCGCUAAGCGUCUCGUCUCCAUGAACGCUAUUGAGAAGCUGGGCGGCAUGCGUGGCCUUGACAUGAAUGCGGCUGAGGACGCUAUUGUUAAGAACACCCGUGAGGUCGCUAAGGGUCUUAUCAUUGGUGGUAUGGAGCUGUCGGAGAUCGAUGGCUUCAACCGUAUGGGCCCUACUUUUGGCGCUAUGGUCAUGAGUGGUGUUAAGGCUGCUGAGGAGACUCUGCGUGUCUUUGAGACCCGUAAGCGCGAGUGUGCUGAGUAA